This is a messenger RNA of Megalopta genalis, 457 nucleotides long. NCBI's taxonomy places the organism in Eukaryota, Metazoa, Arthropoda, Insecta, Hymenoptera, Halictidae. The record is from RefSeq and is a predicted model, not a curated record.
GACCAGCAUCGAAUCAGUAUCGUGAUCUAGCACAUCUCAGCUGUCUCAUCUCCUUCGAGAACCCGACGAAAAACCGAUCAAAAAAAAAUCCAACCAUGAAGCUGUUCCUUGCUGUCGCUCUCUUCGUCGCCGCCGCAUACGCUGUCCCUCUCGUGCCCGAGAACGACGUAGUGCUGGUCAAAGAAACACCUUCCGACAACAUCGGCCUAGGCGGCUACAAUUACGGAUACGAAUUGUCGAAUGGCCAGGCCCACCAGGAAACCGCCGAAGUCAUUAACCAAGGAACCGAACACGAGGCCCUCGCUGUCCGCGGAAGCUUCAGCUGGGUCGACCCGCAGACCAACGUCAGAUACAACGUGAACUAUGUCGCUGACGAAAAUGGUUUCCACCCACAGGGUGAACACAUUCCCGCUUAAAUUGUAUACGACCUCGUUUAAAUAAAUCCUUCACCAAAACA